This is a messenger RNA of Aplysia californica (California sea hare), 2628 nucleotides long. Its product is annotated as headcase protein homolog. The record is from RefSeq and is a predicted model, not a curated record. The transcript has a single exon. NCBI's taxonomy places the organism in Eukaryota, Metazoa, Mollusca, Gastropoda, Aplysiida, Aplysiidae. Bases 145 to 1812 code for a protein of 555 amino acids.
UCCUUUGGAUCAAAACAUCGCUUGGUCGAGUCGGCACUGUGAACUGAGAGAGAAGGUUGUCUACCGGCAGUUGUGCAUCGUCUUUGGAAGUGCGGUUUUCUGUUUGUGAAAGAAUACGUGUGGGUUUAUCCUGAACUGUUAAUAAUGCCUAAUACCAAGCACCAUAAAGGGCACCGCAAUGUUCACGAGGAUGUGCACAAUAAUAACGUGAAUGGUCAGCAUGUAAACUUUAUGAGAGAUCGCGAAGACCACCACAACAAUGGGGAUCACGCCGAGGCAAGGUUCCAACCUUGUUGUGUACCUGCUGGUUGCAGUGAUGAUCCCAUUGAUCCCACAGACCCUAUGGAUGCGGUUCGAGUUGUGUGCAACAAUGAAAAUUGCAAAGAAGGUAACUGGAUGCAUAAAGACUGUUUUAUUGAAUGGGAACAAUCUGUGUUAUCGUUUUUACGAUCGUGCGGACGUGCGCGCAGCUGGAGUGAGAAGCAACGGUUGCAGAACUUGUGGACAAAAAAGGGGUAUGAUUUAGCUUACAAAGCUUGUGAUUGUAAGUGUGGGAGGGGACACUUGCGCAAGGAUUUAGAUUAUUUCCCUGCUCCUAUGAAUGAUAACGCGAGAAAAGCAAGAAAAAAUAAAAAGAAGAAUGAUAAACCAAUGCCUGUCGUGAGCACAAAUCACAAGUCUAGUCACAACAACCACAAUAAUGCUGUAGCCAACCAGCAUCAGCUGGACAACCAUGGCCAUCACAACCAACCUCAAAAUCUUGACAAUGCUUCGAAAAUAGGUAAAAAGACGAUUCAACCAACAACCCCAACAGUCAUUAUAGCAAAGCGCCGUGGUAGUGACAACACCAUAAAUAACAAUUCGGCUCACCAGUCCACUGGUUCCACUGGUCCUACAGUGCUUGGGAACAGUAAGAACAGGAGCAGAAACAACAGUACAAGUCAAAGCGAGAAUGGAACCGAUUCUGAGGUGCUUGACAAUGUUGCUCUGAAUGGUCAAGGUACUGCCAAUACUCAAAUGACGAACCCCUUUCCUCGCCUUCGCACCAAUAGUGUCAGUAGCACAGGUAGUGUGGGCAGUCAGGCCAGCAGUAGUGGAAGCAUACCAAGUUCGGCAGGGUCCCUUUCUCCAUUAUCUAGCUCUCCCACAGGAGGGAAUAUAUACUUCAAAAACAAAAAGGGGGACAUUUUUGAUCCAGCUCAGCCAGGAAUAUUUCGCCACAGACAUGAUUUGUCGGCAUUCAAUGCCCUUCCAAGGUAUAAACAGAAUCCGUACAAUAUUCAUAUUGAUGAUGUGCAGGAAGAUGAAGAUACUCGUAACUUUGUAUUGAGCAAUCUUACCACCAAGCGCAUGACAGCUCUGCGGUGUGUUUUGUGCAAAGUUCAGUUGCCAGUGUUUGAUAAAUUUCCACUUGUGGAUGGUACCCUGUUUCUCUCUCCUCAAGCUUAUGAUCAGUAUGUUGUUCAGAUGAUCUGGGAGGGCCGGAUUCAAUUUUUGAACUCUGUGUGCAUUGGAUGUCUGGAGGGUGCAGCAGAAGCCAAAUGUUCAGCAUGUAAAAAACCAUGGGAUGGAUCCUCGCUUGUGGUUGGUACAUUGUACACCUACGAUAUCUUUGCUGCGAUGCCGUGUUGUCAGAAGAGGCUUACCUGCAAACAUUGUCGACGUGCAGUCAUCGACAUUUCAAAUGGGUUGGAUUACUUCAGUCAAUACAGUCGCAUGAUUAUAUGUCCUUACUGUAAGGCAAAUGAUUACCACUUCAUCAAAUCAAUAUCUGAAACCUACUCUAUCAAGGAAUCUAUAUGUCACCAGUGAUAGGUGACGUCCAUGAUCCCUAGUCUUGCUCUUAUAAAGUGACAUCGCAAAUUAUAGUUUAACUGUCAUCAUUUUUCAUUGUAUUCUAUCAACAUCAGAGCUCAUUUUGCUACCUUUAUAAUGCUAUUUCACUUUAUCAAAAUAUUUCACGGAGAACUGUGGAUAUGGGAUGCAGUUCAUUUUGUGCAGUUGAGUAAAUCUUUAGUUAAGUUUUGAACAUUUUUUACAGGUUUUUAUCUUUUUUCAAGUUUGUAGUUCAAUGCUUUUCUAUAUAUAUUGUCUUUGUCGGAGCAAUGACUUCAGUUGUCUACUCAAAGGUGGAUCAUGGAUUGCCAUUGAUAUGGAACCACUGGAAUGGCUUACAGGGGUCUUUAAGAUAAAAGAAAAGAUUUGAAUUCAAUCCAGAGUAGAGAUUUUUUUUUUUAAAGUAAAGUUACAAAUCAUAUCUUUUGUUAGAGGGACAUUCUGUAUGUGUGCCUGAUUAAGAAUACUGUCAGUGAGUGUCAGUGUCAGUUUCAUUUGUUUAAAAGCAUCAUUUUGCCGUUUUCUGGAGCAUAGUUUUUAGGCUGUUGAAUUUCUUUGCCAAAUGCAGAUAAUUUCUUGUAAUUUUAUAAUUUUAUCUUUCAUAUUUGUAUAGAGCUGUUUUGGGUGAUUUAUUUUUGUUUAUUAUAGUGUUUAGGCCUAACAGUGGUAGUGAACUGUACCAAAUGUGUUAUUAUUGUAAGCCAAGGCAACAGUUUUAAGAAAGUUAAGUCGUGAAGGACAAACACCCGUGUCCAAAAAUAAAACAACCCAAAAAACGUUACAAUACCGCAA